CUUAUCGAUAGGUAAUUAGACUCAUACUCGACUGCUUCACCCUCGACAUACUCUUCAGCGUCCUUUCAGAGACAAGACUCGCCUUUGAAGAGAAACCAGUCACCAGUCGGAUCUUUUUCGUCUCCUUCGUCGAAUACUGGACCUCUUUGAGAGGCGCGACCUGCGAUGAAUGUCCCGGGUCAAGCUCAGCAAGCCGAGUGGGACGAAGAUAAGUGCCGAAACUAUAUCAUUCGCACUCUAGACUGGAUACCACGAAACUUCGGAUAUCAAGACGGUCUUUACUUCUUGCACACACACCUGCAACUUGCGUUCGGCGAUGAGAACGGACACCUGGCAACUGGUGUCCUGGAAGAGCUGAUAGAGCUCGAUGGGAUUCCCCCAUUCCCAGAAGCGCUUUUCCAGCGUUGGAAGUAUGCUUACCGACGGAGAAAUGAAGUCCUCGAACUGCCCCAUACUCCUCCUACGAGGACGAUCAAUCGUCCAGUUGUGCCAACACAGAGGGCAAUCGAGCACAGACUUUUGACUUCCCCACAAACAGAACAUGGCAACAGGACCACCAAUUCUCGCGCAUCUCGUCUCUCACCAAGUCCAACUCGUCUGCUUGAGACACGCGGUGAUCAUGCUCGAGCUAUCGAAUACACUUCCUACGUCUCUAGAAAGGGCAAGAAACCAAGGAUAUUGUCCGCUCCGACUCAAGAAGAAGUACAAAAAAUGCUAGAUGAUCCUCAAUUCGGCAGAGGCGGCAGGAUCCAGAGCAUGAGAUACGUGCAUACACCUGUUACAAACAACACAGCUUCUGAGGGACAGCUUAGCCCUGGAGCACUGAUCUACAACACUUCAAAGACAUCAAUCCCUCCAAAAUCCGAGAACCUGGUCACGAGAGAACAUACACAGCUGGCUGUGCAAUCUAAUUGUGGCUUCUUGAAAGAUCUUGUCGACUAUCUUCGGAAAGCGGCUCGCUCAGGUCCUGCUUCCGCCCAAAGCCAAUCAACUCAAGAAGUCGAGGAGGAUGAACUGAACUUCCAGAAAUACAUCAGAGAAAUAUUCCGAGCCGAAAAUGCCACACCUCCUUUCGACUUUCAAAAACAUCUCGAGGAAAUGCACUGGCCCUCUGAGGUCGAGAUACCCAAUGCAAACUUCGCUAGAAAAUAUCGUCUUGUUCCUCCUGGACAGUCGUUGCCGAUAGAAGUAUUGAAUGGAUCGCGUCAAUGGACUCUGAACGAAGAAGAGACAAAAACGCUUAAUCGAUUAUGGCAACAAGCAAGACGAGAGAUGAAUGAAUUAUCUGAUGGUGAGGAGAGAGUGACUGGCCGACUAUGCCAAAGGUUCUUCCAGUUUUAUGCGGACCGCUACAAUGCUCCCUUGACCACGUCUCUAUUCCAUGACUCGGGAUUGGAUUUCGCUUGGGGCAAUAAGAGUAUGGAAGGCUGGUAUGAGAGUGAACCCAGUCUAGCAUCUAUCGUCGCACAUGACACUCCGUACGAGACCCAGAGCGACCUUUCCUACCAUACAAGGGGUAACAACAGACGCAAAGGCAAUUUGGCAGUCAAUAUCACCCGCAAUUGGCAACUCGGAAGUCGUGGAACUAGCGAGGGCCCAUCAAACUGGCACUCAGCGCAGUCACAUCCUUCACUCGAUGACUUUCGAAACGAGCUACUUAACGAAGAAAAGACGUCGACUACUGAUAGUAGAUCUGUUCGUGAAGAGGCCUCAAAGGAAGGUCUCAAUCAGCGUCGUCAUCUCCGUUCGGACUCUGGCUCUUUGGAAGAUCUUUUCCGACGUUCCCUGGUCGAAAGUCACCUCCAAAACUCACUCCAAGAAGUCGCUCUAGAUUCUGGCUCUUUGGAAGGUCAAUUUCGACAUUCCCUAGUCGAAAGUCAACGACAACACGCACUUCAAGAAGUCGCUUCGGAUUCUGGCUCUUUGGAAGAUCUUUUCCGACAUUCCCUGGUCGAAAGUCAACCACAAAACUCACUUCAAGAAGUCCCUUCGGACUCUAGCUCUUUGAGGAUACCCUUGCCAAAUACCAUUCCAGAUUCUCAUCUCUUGGGCAAUCAAGAUCUCAAUUCUCGCCACCUUUUGUGUUUGCCGCGUACAACAUACCUCCAAAGCCAUCCACAAAGCACAGAUCAAGACGACAGCGCUGAGCUCUUUAUUCUUCCCCGUACAACCUACGACCCAGGAACACCCAGACCAGAGACAAACACCUGGAGCAACUCCGACAACAUGGGUCGAUUAAGCUCUCUGUUCAAGACGGACAACGUUGGUGGUUCACAAUCUAGGUCAUGGAAGAAGUGGCUGCCAUGGAGUAGGAAGACGGACGAGGAAUCACGAGUUGAUUCACCAACCAGGAGUCCGAGUUGGAGCAGCAGCAGCUUGUCUGUCACCAGCCCAGCCACUCCAGCUCCGAGAGAAUCCAGAAAGUCUGGAGAUCCUAGAAAAGCAGGAUCUUCAGCAAUUGAAACUUGGAGACAGGAGGUGUCGGUCAACACCAGGGGUAUUGAAACAUAUACCCCAACCGGCACUCCUGCCAAAUUCAAAUCUCCGUCCUAUUCUCGAGACAGGAGAACCAGUACAAGCAGUGGAGCCACUUGGGUAACUGAGACAGCGUCAGUUAUCCAAUGGAGUCCGACUUCAGUUACAGCUCGAGUCCCGGCCCCGCCUGCACGCACAACUCCUCGGUCACGACCAGCAGACUUUGACAGCAUGUACGAUGCUUCCCCCGUCGGAUCAGAAGCUGGAGAGGAGACGGCUCCUGUGGCGAGCACACGGUUUGGUCCGUACGUGGUCCCUUCGAUUCCUCGCGGAGUGUUUGAACCCCGAGGCAAUACAACCUUCUCGAUUUCGGAAGACCCUUUCACGGGAGCUACGGUGGCAAGUGCACGGGUGGAGAUCCCCCCUGGGUCGUUUUCUGCGAGAGGACCGAGUCACAAGUCACCUAGGGCACAUCUACUGAUACCACGGACAAGAAGAGUCGCUCGCAAUGGGAUUCUAGAGAUUCAGCCAGUACGAAAUCAGGUGCCAGAUACUCCCACGAGAGGGCUUCGAAAUGUAGCAAGAAUUGGUAGCGCUAGAGCCGGAGACGUGCAGGGAAAUCCCAAUGGAAGACUAGAGAUUCAACCAGUACGAACUCAGGAGCCAGAUACUCCAACCAGAGGUCUUCGAAACGUAGCAAGAAUUGGCACUACUAGAUCCGGAGAUAGAGCUGGAGGCGGACAGGAAAAUCCCAAUAAUAUUUCCCGUGUUUUGCAGUGGCGGGAAAAGCGAAUGGGACUUGAUGGCGCAUCUGAUGAUUUUGGAGAUUUUGGAGAUUUUGCAGGUUUUGGCGAAUUUUGCUCACCUCUCGCCAAUGUUGACAAUGGUAACCACAACCACAAUACCAUCUCGCAAGACAAUGGUUACGAGAUAACCAUUUGCUCGAAUGUCAACACCACGAACUCUAAAAUGGAUGCAAAUCGAAAAUCUGCUUCCUCGUCCAAUUCAGCAAAUCCACCACCUCUCCGCAUCAACAAACAAUCGAAGCAAGUUCGCAUUGCAGAAAGUCAACAACAAUUGAGCGAUACCAGUCCACACAAGCAAUCCACAAUCUUCCCUCCUAGAACUUCCUCUAUGCGCAAUACCGGCGAUUCCCCUGUUGCUGAUUCCGUUCGACGUCGCGAGGCUGCUCAUAUUCGUCAACAUAGCGACGCGACUUCUGGUAGACCAUCACCGCUCUCCAGCUACAGCUACAGAGGACAUUAUCUAUCCGACGCGUCUGGCAGUCGUCCUUCCACAGAGGAAACAGCGCGCUCAACUCUGUCCAGCUUCAAAGGUCACUACAUUUCGGGUUCAACUGACAUCAUUGGCAACUUUGUCCCAAUCGAUUCGCAAGCCAUGGCUGCUCCAACUGCUGCUCCACAGGCCAACUGUAACAGAGGCAAUCUAGACGCGCUUGGCCAGGUCAAGAUCUCCUCGAAUCCUUAUCAAUUUGAACCUGAUACCCCUCUUCCUGCCCGUCAUCAUUCGCACCAAACCACGUUCACGGAUUUCAUUUCGUAUCCGCACGACUCCGAAUUGGCGCCAAGCCCACAGGUCUUCUAUUUGAAGAAGUCUCCAUCAACUGGCAAUGCAAUCUACAACGGUCGAAAGCCGACGCCUAUGGUGCCAUUGUCGUCCAAGCCAGGCGCGCGCGGUCUUCAAAGAUGCGAAUCGUCCCCGAAUGUGUCUUCUCCAGCUGUGUUCAAGGUGCAAUACCAGAGAAGCGCAAGCCCUGACCUCGCUGCUCGUUUUGGUGAGAUCGUUGAUCCAACAACUCCAAUUCGGCGCGGCCGCUCUCCUCCCCGUGAAGAACGCCGUGGACGCUCGUGUGAAGAAGAUCGUACACCUGUUCCUGCAAAUAAUCAGAGAUAUUUCGGAGAACUGCGAUCGGAGUCUCCUUUCCGUGCACCUACUGCCAACGAACAUAUCCAAAGCUAUCUCAGAGAAUCGCGUCCAGAAUCCCCUCUUCGCGUACGUACGUCCAAUGAUCAUAUUCAAAGCUAUAUGAGAGAGCCCCGUCCAGAAUCUCCAUUUCGUACACCAUCUCGGGAUGUGGCUGAUCACUACGGUGCUUCUCCUUCAACGACAAGCCGCUAUGGCCCCAGAUCUCCAACGAAGACAUUACGUGAUGUUGUCGAGCACGACGAAGUCAGUCUUGACUCCCCAGAUCUUACCCGUUCUCCAAAGAAGCGUUCUCGAUCGCCCAUGAAGAAGAUGUUUGGUGAACAUGGUUGGCUUGGACGCUCACCGGCGGAGGCACCUGAGAAUAUUCGUCAGAACCAGAAGGCUGCUGCUGCUAGUGGCAAGGAAAAGAUGAGUAUGAUGGGAAAGCUGAAGACAAAGCUAGGAGAAUUCGCCGAAAAGGCUGAUCUCAGUCCUAUCGGUCGCGGUCGAAAUAGUAACGACACGCCAGCGAAGAUCUCAGUCUUAUCGGUAUCCCUUGGGCCUCCAGAGCAAGCAAGAAUCCUCAUGGAAGUCGAGCUCAUGCUCGUUCAUACCGCAAACAGCUUCCUCAUGAACCAAUUUAGCCAAGGUCGCAUGGCCGUUGACUCGAUCAAGAAGACCGUUGACGCUUGGAAGGCUCGAGGACGUCCCACCGUCAUUGAAUUCAUGUACGAUCAGAGCACACAGCGCGAUCUCGUUGCCAUCAACCAACAAAACUUCCGCUUUCAUGGUGAGAGAGCUGGCGAUAGCGUUCGGAUCAAUUCGAUGCUCUAUAGCUGGAAGCUUGUUGCGAGUCAGAUGUCCAUUCGUACCUUCUGUGACGCCGAUACGAUCAUCUUGAAAUUACUCUUCGACAUCGAGUCGAUCUUGGAGCUUCUUGGUGCUCGCGACCCGCUUCUGACCAGACUUCAGCAGAUUCGAGCCACUGCCAAUGAAAGAAUGCGACUUGCUCGUCUGAAGAAAGAGCGUGAUAGCACUCAGGAUGUACCGAUGGGUCGUGAGAGAACUUGGCACAGCAAUUCUGCUGAAUCGUCUGAUGGCCCUUCUAUUCGCGAAUCCAUGGAUGACCCUUAUGGAGGCUUGAAGCUUGUCCCAGAUACUUACAGAGGAUUCAACUGAGAAUUCAACUGAGAAUUCAAGGACGUCUAGAAGCAUAUGGCUCUCCGUUUGAUCUCUUCGCAAUCGAACCAUCUCUCUUUCGCCGCCUACACUUGGAAUCUCUACAUCUCGACCAUCCACUUGUUCGCUCAUAUUGUACGACUAGAUUUCCUUCGUUCCUGCAUAUUUCGACGACUCUCCACUCUUUCGAAGAGCAUCAGAUCUUUUUUUCACUGAAAAGACCUGGCAUACUUCGUACUCGCGCUGAGAGAUCAUUCUCCUUUCUGUAUUCCCCAUUCCCAAUAUUGUGUUUCCUCUUUCAACAAUGGUUCUGUGGCGAACUUCUGG
Molecule: messenger RNA, 5907 nt
Organism: Mollisia scopiformis
Lineage: Eukaryota; Fungi; Ascomycota; Leotiomycetes; Helotiales; Mollisiaceae
Exons: 6
Coding region: 166-5580 (1804 amino acids)
Source: RefSeq, a predicted model, not a curated record